This is a messenger RNA of Engraulis encrasicolus (European anchovy), 3646 nucleotides long. It is a transcript of the gene hoxc10a, whose product is annotated as homeobox C10a. Gene Ontology annotation, biological process: regulation of transcription by RNA polymerase II. Lineage: Eukaryota; Metazoa; Chordata; Actinopteri; Clupeiformes; Engraulidae. The transcript has 2 exons. Gene Ontology annotation, molecular function: DNA-binding transcription factor activity, RNA polymerase II-specific; RNA polymerase II cis-regulatory region sequence-specific DNA binding. Gene Ontology annotation, cellular component: nucleus. The record is from RefSeq and is a predicted model, not a curated record. Bases 166 to 1182 code for a protein of 338 amino acids.
UCAUUGGUCUGAAAAUCACAUGACAAGGCUUUCUGACAUCCAUAAUUAUGUUGCUGAUAUUUUUGCCCCCCCAAAAGAUGUCAGCGUCCUACUGUCCUUAUCCUUCACGGAAAAAGCUAUUUUGCAGGAAAACAAAAGGGUAGAGUGGUCCACUAGACAACAAAAAUGACAUGUCCGAACAACGUGGCAGCUGGAUCGUUUUUAAUGGAUUCUCUGGUCGGCGCUUCAUCUCCAUACAGAGGUGAGGCUUACACCGCCAACUCGGGGAUGUAUAUGCAAACGACUGCAGACUAUGGCUGCUCCGCGAUGAGAAAUUUCGGUAUUCUGAGCGCCCCUCUAUCCAAACGGGACGAGCUUCCGCCAUCUACCCUUUCCCUGGGCUCGUAUCACCAUGCGCAUUACCUGUCGCAGCGGGACGCCUGGAGCACAAAAACUUACAGGAACGGACAACCUGUUGCCCCGUCCUUGCAUCCUUGUUCCUUCACGGCAAGUAACGUCAAAGAGGAAGAAAUCCCGUGCGCAUUUCAGGCUGACACGGAUAGAUCCAAAGACUCAAACGAGCCGUCUACAUACAUUCGUCUGGGAGACAAUACCAGACAGCCGGAUCAAAGCACGGUGGCUGCGCACGACUACUUCCGCGGCGGCCAAGUGUAUUCUACCCAGGAAGGGCAACAGGGAGGUGGGUUUGAAACAGAUUUUUCCUCCGUGCCCAGAAUAACGACGCCCAACAACAGCGAGACUCCAUCCCCAGAAGAAGCUGUCAGUAGCAGCAAGUUCAAGCAGAGCAUUGCAGAUGGAGGUAUGAAAGCUGAGAAGCAUGAUGCCAAGCAAAUGCAAAACAGAAAAGAGGAUAAUGCCCCCAAGACGGACAGCUGCACGGAUGACUCCGAAAAUGAGUUCAAAGCAGAAGAGGAUCGUCUAGAGAAAACGACUGGGAAUUGGCUCAAGGCGAAGAGUGGCCGCAAGAAGAGAUGCCCAUACACGAAGCACCAGACGCUAGAGCUAGAGAAGGAGUUCUUGUUCAAUAUGUACUUGACCCGUGAGCGCCGCCUGGAGAUCAGCAAGAGUAUCAACCUGACUGACAGACAGGUCAAGAUAUGGUUCCAAAAUCGCAGAAUGAAGCUCAAGAAGCUCAAUAGGGAGAGCAGAGUUCGCGAGCUCACAGGCUAUAACUUCCAUUAAAUAGAUGUUGUACGCGUGCACACCACACACGUACACACUCAACACAGUCUCUCUCUCUCUCUCUCUCUCUCUCUCUCUCUCUCUCUCUCUCUCUCUCUCUCUCUCUCUCUCUCUCUCACACACACACACACUCACAGACACACACACACACACACACACACACACACACACUCACAGACACACACACACACACACACACACACACACACACACACACACACACACACACACACACACACACACACACACACACACAAAUCGCGUUUUCAAGCAUGUGGAUUAUGACCAGAGAGAUUGGAAGACUUGUGCGGAUUAUUCAAACUAAAAACACUUGAGUUUACACACUUCUACAGAAACAUUUACAAUGAAUGAGUUUUACAUGGCCUUGUACAAAGCUUAUCAUAAUAAUGUAUUAGUGUAAAUAACCGCCGCCGCAGUAGUAGUGUUGAUUGUGCUGGAAAGAAACGUAUAGCUUUUGUAGUGUGUGAUGCCUUGUGCGUCCUGACCUCUUGUCUUUUGGAAGCUUAUUUGUUGAACAGUGUUUGCACGAUGUAUCUUGCAUGCAUAUUGUUUUACUAUUCUGCAUUUACUAUUUGAUGGUUUAAGAAAGUAAGAUACUAGCCUACCUGCUUAAGGGGGCACAAUAAAACCAGGGGCUGGCCAAUAUAGUCUACAAGUGCUUCGAUCUUCCCCUGGAUGUCCUUUCUGACAUCACCUUAAAACAGAAAACGAGCAAGAGAAAGGAAGAGAUUGAAAAGAGGGGUGGGGGUGCCGACCUCUCCUAUAAGUGGGGAGACCCAUAACGUUUGAUUUAAAUAUUAUCCAGGUGACCACUGUAAGUCAAAGUCAUAAAAUUGUAAUGCCAAGACAGUCCUGCAAAAGCGCCGGGGGUGGAUUUAAUGAUCUGCAAAUGUAAUAUGCCGCCGCAGUAAGGAUGGCGAUGCAUUAGAAGGUGAGUGGAGUGGAGGAGGGCGUCAUCCACAUAGUAUGCUAGUAGCCCCACACUGCGAUGUGAAGGGAUUCGCCGAAGCACUGUGCAAGUACUCAUCGCCUUGAGGAAGCUACAGCAAGCCGGUGGGAGUAAUGGGAGCACUUUCGCAUCAGGAACCGGGGAUGGAUGGCUUAAUACGAGAGGAAGGGACUCUUCGAACAUGCCAAUGAUGACAGGAUGGACACCGCCAUGCAUUGUCUCCGCUCGACUUGUAAGGUAGGAACCCAGUUUGUCAUUAUUUGUCAUGACGCUCUGGCGAAAGCAUGGGGUGCUUUGGCAGCGGUUUGCAGCCAGGUACAAUGGACUCUCAGUUUCAUUGGCUCCUUCUUACCUUUUGACAAAUGCACUUAACGCGUGUCAGCAACGAGGGGUUUCCCGUGCAUUCCCCGUGCUGUGUGUGGGGGUUUGUUUACGUGAAGAUGUUUGGGGAUACCUGGUGCAUUUUACGUCCACUAUCCGCAGUGGUCCAUUUGUUUAGUGCAUUACUGCUUGCAUGCAUGUCUGCUUUCUUUAUUUUUUCAGUCCCUUGCCAGAGAUGUCUUCAUUUUCCAAAAUUGUCUGACAUUGUUGGCAGACCACAUACUAUCCUGGUGGCAACAGUGUUUUGACGGUCUGUUUGUUGAUGACUUGUGCUUGAAAGUAGACUUUGAAACCUCAUGUCACGUGUAAAUUAUGGGGAUAGAAAUGAAGCCAAGUAUUUUGUGUAAGAAACCACGAUAAGGCUUCUGCUGGCAGCGCAGUGCUUCCUGGUUUCUGAUGCGUUUGGUUUUGGUCCUCUUCGCUGGAUUCGAAGUCUCGCGCAGCUGAUGCGUGGUUUAGGUAGUUUCAUGUUGUUGGGAUUGGCAUCUUGGCUCGGCAACAAGAAACUGCCUUGAUUACGUCAGUUCGUCUUCAUCAAGGGCGACAAUUGCCGUUAAAUUACACCAUUGAAAUCCUCGCAAAUGGCUUUGUGAAUGAACUGCACAGUUACAGCCGCGACAGGCUUCCUUCGCAGCUUUGAGCCGUUUAUGUUGGUGGUUGUAAACCGAGGAAGGUUCGCCGGGAAAGAAUGGGUUGUAAACAUUCAGGGGUAAACUUCGUCCGCACCAAACACUUGGGCCUAGAUGUCGUCUGAGAGCGAGAUCAUGGAAGGCAUAGAUAGAUAGAUAGAUAGAUAGAUAGAUAGAUAGAUAGAUAGAUAGAUAGAUAGAUAGAUAGAUAGAUAGAUAGAUAGAUAGAUAGAUAGAUAGAUAGAUAGAUAGAUAGAUAGAUAAAUAGGAAGGAAGGAGGGGUUGGAGCUGAAUAUAGUGACAGGCUACUCUUAUUGCUAUACACUAUGGAAAUAUUUGGACACAAAUGGAGCCACCGUCACGUAAAGUCCUGUUGAUAUGGGUAAGAUAUGGAUUCAUUUCAGCCUAAUAUUCGGCAGUUAUAUCUUUCUAUGCGAUGUAAAGGGAUGUGCAGUUUGCUCUGAUUUGGGGUUACAGGCUAGUG